UUGGGCAAGGAGCGACCCAUGACAUACCUAAGACAAAAGUUACUAGGAUAGCCGGGGGCUUGUCUUCCGGGUGGCGCCAAGGCCAGGAAACUGUCCUCUCUAACCUACUUCCCCAGAGGAGUCUAAAUUGGCCCUUCCACUACCAGCAAGGACAAAAGAGAGGCUGGAGCCCCCAGGGGCAGCCAGAGCGCUGAUGCUGCAAAGGGCCUCUGUCCUUCCUGGAGAAGCCCAGUCUUGCUCAACUGUCUUCUUCGGCAACAAACAGAAGUUAAGAAAGAGAAAUAGUCGUGGAUGAACCUGUUGUUGGGAUGAUAAGUUACUGAGCACCUACUACGUGCCAGGCACGCCAACCUUACCAGACAAGAUCCUUGGGCUCAUGGAAUUCACUUUCUCGUGGGAGAGAGAAACAAUAAACACGUAGAAACAUUAUCAGCUGGUGACCAUGCAGCUGGUGCCCCAAGAGGGAGCCCCCUUGCUUAAGUCCUCCAGGAGGGCGAUGGAGGAGAUGGCAUUCAAACCACCCUCAUGGAUGCCAAGAUAUGGAUGCAGAGAGGGAAGCCCUGCAGAGUGCCGCCUACCUGGAAGUAGACCUUCUGCCAGAAGCAUGGCUUGAUGUUUGAGGUUGUUGAUCUGAGGUGGGGUAUUCGGAACACUGAAGCCACUGACCACUUGACCACAGAACUCUGCUUGGAGGAGGUCGACCGGUGUUGCCAAACAUCCAUAGGGCCAGCUUUUGUUGCCCUCAUCGGUGAUCAGUACGGCCCCUGUCUGGUUCCCUCGCAGAUUGACGAGAAGGAGUGGGAGGUAUUGAGGGCCCGGCUGACUGCCAGGCCGAGUGACCUGGAGCUGGUGGCAAGGCACUUCCGCAGGGAAGAGAAUGCGGUUCCUCCCGCCUACAUCCUGCAGGCACCAGGUAAUGGGGAGGCCUGCGAGCCAGAGGAGGCCACCCUAACUUCUGUCCUACGCUCUGGAGCCCAGGAGGCCCGGAGGCUGGGCCUCAUCACCCAGCAGCAGUGGCACCGCUACCACCGGUCAGUCAUUGAGUGGGAGAUAGAGCGGGGCCUGCUGAGCUCAGAGGGCUGGGACCAGCGAGCCACUAUCUUCCUUCGAGAUAUCCAAGACCUCCACAAACACGUCCUGGAGGACUGCGCCCUUAUGAUGGUGGACCGGCUCGCAGAUGGCUGCCUGGACAUGGAUGCCCAGAGCCGUCUCAGCAGCCUCAAGGCUCACAUCACUGACGUGCACCCCGGGGUCCUCAAGGCGCACUGCCUGCCAUGGAGCCGGGAUCUGGUGAACCCCAAGAACAAGACUCACGCCCGCUACCUGAAGGAGCUGGGUGAACAGUUUGUGGCAAGGGCCAAUCAUCAGGUCCUCGAACACCUCCGUGAGCUAGAUGUGGCCAGGCAGGAGAUGGCGUGGCUCUACCAAGAGAUCCGCCACCACCUUUGGCAGAGCUCGGAGGUCACCCAGACUUUCUGCGGACGCCAGGAACUCCUAGCCCGGCUCAGUCAGCAGCUCAGGCAGGAUGACAGCAAGCCACACACCCCCCUGGUACUCUUUGGAGUCCCGGGCAUUGGAAAGACGGCCCUGAUGUGCAAGCUGGCUGAGCAGAUGCCAAGGCUGCUCGGGCACAAGACAGUGACCGUCCUGCGGCUGCUAGGGACGUCGCAGAUGAGCUCGGAUGCCCGCGGCCUGCUGAAGAGCAUCUGCUUCCAGGUGUGCCUGGCCUAUGGGCUGCCCCUGCCCCCUGCCCAGGUCCUGGAUGCCCACACCAGAGUGGUCCACUUUUUCCACGUCCUCCUCCACACUGUCUCUUGCAGAAACUUUGAGUCUCUUGUGCUCCUGUUGGAUGCUAUGGAUGACCUGGACUCUGUCCACCAUGCUCGGAGGGUGCCCUGGCUGCCUCUUAACUGCCCCCCAAGGGUGCACCUCAUCCUCUCGGCUUGCUCAGGGGCACAGGGGAUUUUAGAUACCUUACAGCGGAUGCUCCCCGACCCGGAGGCCUACUGGGAGGUGAAGCCCCUCUCUGGAAACCAAGGCCAGGAGAUGAUCCAACUCCUGCUGGCGGCAGCGAAGAGGACACUGAGCCCCGUGCACACAGAUUUGCUCUGGGCCAGCCUCCCGGAGUGCGGGAACCCGGGGCGGCUGAGGCUGGCCUUUGAGGAGGCCCGGAAAUGGGCCUCCUUUACUGUGCCUGCCCCUCUGGCCAGCACCGCAGAGGAAGCUACGCACCAGCUCUGCGCCCGCCUUGAGCAGACACACGGGCGGCUCCUCGUGGCCCACGUGCUGGGCUACAUUGUCUCCUCCCGGCAUGGUCUCUCGGAGGCAGAGCUGAAGGAUGUCUUGUCCUUGGACGACGAGGUCCUGCAGGCUGUGUACCAGGACUGGACCCCGCCCAGCAAGGAGCUGCUGCGAUUCCCACCCCUGCUGUGGGUGCGGCUUCGUCGGGAUCUGGGAUACUGCUUGGCCCGGCGGCCUGUGGAUGGCUCCACCCUCCUGGCCAUUGCCCACAGACAGCUGGUCCAGGUGGUCCGUGAGCGCUACCUGUCGGGGUCCGAGAGAGCCGAGAGGCACGGAGUCCUGGCCGACUUCUUCUCGGGGACCUGGAGCCAGGGUACCAAGAAGCUCAUCACUCUGCCACUUGUGGGGAAACCCCUCAACUUGGACCGAAAGGUGGCCCCUCAGCCUCUGUGGUUCUCAGACACAGUUGCAAACCUGCGGAAGCUGAAGGAGUUACCCUAUCACCUACUUCACUCGGGCCGCCUGGAGGAGCUGAAACAGGAGGUGCUGGGCAGCAUGGGCUGGAUUUCCUGCCGGGGCAUCUCUGGGAGCAUCGAAGACCUGCUGGACGACUUUGACCUCUGUGCCCCUCACCUGGACUCUCCUGAGGUCGGCCUGGUCCGUGAAGCCCUCCAGCUGUGCCGCCCUGCUGUGGAGCUCCGAGGCAUGGAGAGGAGCCUCCUGUACACAGAACUGCUGGCCAGGCUCCAUUUCUUCGCCACCUCACAUCCAGCACUGGUGGGACAGCUAUGCCAACAGGCCCAGAGCUGGUUUCGGCUCUGUGCACACCCUGUGCUGGUGCCCCUCGGAGGAUUCCUCCAGCCCCCAGGAGGACCCCUCCGGGCAACCCUCAGCGGUUGUCACAAAGGUAUCACCGCCAUGGCGUGGGGUGAGGAGGAGAAGCUGUUGGUGAUUGGUACCCAGGAUGGCAUCAUGGCUGUGUGGGACAUGGAAGAGCAGCAUGUGAUCCACAUGCUAACUGGACACACAGGAGAGGUGAGGUGCGUGAAAGUAUUUGCCAAAGGGACCCUCGCCAUCUCUGCUUCAAAGGAUUACACACUGCGCUUGUGGAACUUACUCUCUGGCCGGGAGAAAUUUACCAUUUGGGAUGGAAGCUCAAAAAAUCUCACUGGACCUCAGACCUGGAGCCUUCAUGUGAAUGAAGCACACAAAGUUGUAUAUUCGGCAUCUGGCUCAAAGAUCAAUGCUUGGAAUCUGGAAACUGCAGAGCUGGUUUUCCAUAUCCUGGGAGAUGCCUCUGAUCCUUGGAUGUGCAUGGCUGUGCUGGACUCCCAGGCCACGCUGCUGAUGGUGUCCAGGGUUGGUGUGGUCAGUCUGUGGAACUCAGCCACGGGAAAACUUCAGGGGAAGCAACACAUGUCCAGCAUCAAAGAGGAAACACCCACCUGUGCCGUCUCAGUCCAGAAGCAAGGGAAGCUUGUUACUGGGUUUAGCAAUGGCUCCAUCUCUUUGGUGUCCUCCGAAGGGGACAGAUUGCUGGAGAAGCUUCCAGAUGCUGUGAGGUUCCUGGUGGUCUCUGAAGAUGAGUCUCUCCUCGCCGCAGGCUUCGGAAGGUCUGUGAGGAUAUUCUUGGCAGACUCUUGGGGCUUUCACCAAUUCAUGGCCGCGGAUCUGGAACACGAGGACAUGGUGGAGACAGCUGUUUUUGGUACUGAGAACAACCUGAUCAUCACGGGGUCCCUUGAUGCUCUUGUUCAGGUGUGGAGUCUGUCAGAACAGGGGACCCUGCUGGACAUCCUGGAAGGCGUCGGGGGCCCCGUGAGCCUGCUGGCCUCCUGUGGGGCUUUGGUGGCAUCUGCUUCCUGGCAGUCCUCGUCUUUCAAGGUCUGGGAUCUCAGCAAUGCUCAUAGGCCCCGGGCCCCUGCGCCAUUUCUGGACCGCACCGGCCUCACUGCAGUGUCCCACAACGGAAGCUACGUCUACUUCCCCAAAAUUGGGGACAAAAACAAAGUCACUAUUUGGGACUUGGCAGAAGGUGAGGAACAAGAUUCCCUGGACACCUCCAGUGAGGUCAGGUGUCUGGAGGUCGCUGAGCAGCACAAGCUCCUGUUCACUGGCCUCGUGUCGGGGGUUGUUCUUGUGUUUCCCCUGAAUUCCAGGCAGGAUGUGAUAUGCAUUCCCCCUCCCGAGGCCCGGAAAGCGGUCAGCUGCAUGUCCCUGAGCAAGCGGGAGGACCGCCUGGCCAUCGCCUAUGACAGCAUCGUCCUGGUGCUGGACAUCAGCCCCGGGGACCCUUGCCCACUCAUCGAUGGCCCAAGGUAUACCUUUUAUACCCAGCUGCCCGAGACCAUCUCAAAUGUGGCCGUUCUGACGGACUACCGCGUGAUCUACAGCAUGACCAACGGGGACCUCUUUCUUUACGAGUGUGCAAAUUCCAAAGCGUUUCCCUUGGAGGCCCACAGGAGCCGAGUCACGUGUGUGGAGGUCAGCCACAAGGAGCAGCUGCUGGCCAGCGGGUCUGAGGAUGCCCUGCUGUGUCUCUGGGACCUACAGGCAUGGAAGCGGAUAUUCGAGAUGACCUACACGAGUUCUUACUGCAGAGGGGUCCAAUGUGCUUGCUUCUCCAAGGAUGACAAUUACGUGUACGUGGGCUUAAAGGAUCGCUCCAUACUUGUCUGGAGUGUGCUGGAUGGCACGCUACUGACAGUCCAGUUUGUCCAUGCUGUGGUAAACAGAAUCAUCCCAACCACCAGUGGCUUCAUUGCCCCCACCAGGCAUGGUUAUCUGAUCCGAGAGCGUUUCCAGUGCCUUUUAGCAAGAGCCUCACAGCAGGACCCUCACAAGGACUUCAAGAAGGCAGUGUGGAUGGUCAAAUCCAGGCAGAGAGAGGCGCUAGCAGCAGCUGCAGGAGCAUUUCAGGACUUGGAGUCAGAGAGUGCCCAAGGAAAUGAAUCCAAGUCAAACAAAUGUUCACAAGUCUGCCUGAUAGUUUAAAAAAAAACUCUGGGGGGGUAUAACCUCCAAUGACUUAGCCCUAUUUAAUCUGGUUAAAGCAAAAAGAAUAUGUUUGCUGGUGUAUAUUUGGACCCAUGGCUUCAGAUUACAUGACCCAAACCUUGCCUCUUCCCCAUUUUUUCCAUUCUUCUUUCCUCUUCGUCAUUUUCUUUCUUGCCUGCCUGUCUGCCUUUCUUUUCUUUUUCCUUCCUUCCUUCCCCUCUCUCUCUUUCCUUCCCUCCCUCCCUCCCUCCCUCCCUCCCUCCCUCCCUCCCUCCUUCCUUCCUUCCUUCCUUCCUUCCUUCCUUCCUUCCUUCCUUCCUUCUUUUUGGCAGGAGCAGAAGCCUCAAUCUUUGUCAUUUUCAUUCUCAGACCAGCCACCCCAAGUUAGCAACAUGGUGGCUAAUAUGCAGCUGUCUCCAAUUUCAACAGAAAAGAGAGCUUCUCUUUCUACAGUCCUAGCCUCCACUCUGUUGGUCCCAGUUGACCCAUAUGCAUAGCCCUAAACCAAUUGUUAUCUCUGGAAGAAUGCAGAGCUCUAAUUGGCUGAACUGACCCAAUGUCCAUCACUGGGGAUGAAAAUAGAAGAGAUUAUUCCUGAGACCCAAACUGGGGUUCUGGUACCAGGGGAAGGGGGAAUGGAUGAAUGUGAGACAGAGCAAACCACUGAUAUGGACCACAGAACUUCACAGUUUAUAAAGCAUUAGAUGCUGUGAUCUGAUCCUCAUCACAACCCAUGCUUUAGGGAGGGCAGGAGUUUCUGCAUCUAUUUAAUGGAUAAGGAAACUGAGCCUUGCAGAAGUAGUUAUGAUUUAAUUCAGGUCAUGAGUCUGGGGUGCAAGGGAUCUAAGAGCAAGCCUUCUGUCCCAUUCCUGUUAGACCUCACUCCAAUUUCAGUCUCCAAAACACGACCAUCUCUUCCACAGGUGCCACACUCAAAUGCUCACAGGAGCUAGUGACUGAUCUAGGUACUUCCAUACACCUGAGUGAGCAGCAGAGCGAGAUGGAGACUGGGCCUGUGGAAGGCAGAGAUUGUGUCUUGGGUGGGUGUGAGCAGCCUGACUCUAGCCCAGAAUCACCAUGGCAAAACCGGCCGUCUGCCAUCAGUGCUUUCAAUUGUAGUAAUCAAAGCCAGAAAUCCAGACUUUUAUGCAAAAAUCUUCUGACUUUGAAAGUUGGCAAUUGGUUUAAUUUGUAUCUAUAGCACAUUUGGCAAGUGCGUCUUUGGUUAAUGAGCUGAUUUCAAGACUCAAGCUGGCGGUGAAAACACCAACAUGCUAUAGUUCUUCCAUCUCUAUUCCCUGGCUCCCGAACUUUUGGAAUAAAGAUGUGGUUUUUUCACCUUAAAAACUGAAGGCUCUUGGAAGUAGGAAGAACUGCUGACAUCUCUCUGCUUUGCUUUUGAACCAUCUGCCUUAUGCAAGUUUAACAGUCAAAUUGUUUUCUUUCCACUUAAGUGGAUCUUUCUUCUUUGCCCACAGCCUUCUGAAAGCCUUCUCAGUGUUCUCAGGCUUUUGCUUUAAUGCUAGGAGAGUCUAAAUCUUUAAGGUGGCUAUUUCUCCUUCCCUCUGUGAAAUUCUGACAGUCUCAGAAAAAGCAACUUUAGAAACAGGGGCUUUUGAGCUGAACAAGACCCUACUCCUAUCUUAUUCAUUCAUUUUCCAAACCAGGUUUCUAAGGCAGGUUUUGGCAGUUCUGCAAAUGUUAGUGUCAAAUUUCAUUUAAAAAUAUUUUAAACGGUAACGUUAAAAUGUAUGCUUGGAUGUAUUGGGCAGCAGCUUUUAAGGUGUUGAAGAUUACCAAGGUUGGUGCAAAAAGUAAUUGCGUUUUUUGCCAUUAAAAAUAAUAGCAAAGGCCGGGCGCGGUGGCUCACGCCUGUAAUCCCAGCACUUUGGGAGGCUGAGGUGGGUGGAUCACAAGGUCAAGAGAUCGAGACCAUCCUGGUCAACAUGGUGAAACCCCGUCUCUACUAAAAAUACAAAAACUUAGCUGGGCAUGGUGGCACGUGCCUGUAAUCCCAGCUACUCAGCGAGGCUGAGGCAGGAGAAUUGCCUGAACCCAGGAGGCGGAGGUUGCGGUGAGCCGAGAUUGCACCAUUGCACUCCAGCCUGGGUAACAAGAGGGAAAUUCCGUCUCAAAAAUAAAUAAAUAAAUAAAUAAUAGCAAAAAACAGCCAUGCAAGGUCGCUCAUGCCUGUGGUCCCAGCACUUUGGGAGGCCGAGGUGGGUGGAUCACGUGAGGUCAGGAGUUCAAGACCAGCCCUGAACUCAACUCACACGUUGAGACCCUAUCUCUACUAAAAAUACAAAACUUAGCUGGCUGUGGUGGUGGGCACAGCUACUUGAGAGGCUGAGGCAGGAGAAUCACUUGAACCUAGGAGGUGGAGGUUGCAGUGAGCCAGGAUCGUGCCUUCUCAAAAAAAAUAAAUAAAAAUAAAAAUAAUGGCAAAAACCUCAGUGGCUCACACCUGUAAUCCCAGCACUUUGGGAGGCUGAGGCUGGCAGAUCACUUGAGACCAGGUGUUCAAGACUAGCCUAGUGAACAUGGCGAAACCCCAUUUCUACUAAAAACACAAAAAUUAGCUGGGCGUGGUGGCAUGUGCCUGUAAUCCCAGCUACUUGGGAGGCUGAGGCAUGAGAAUUGCCUGAACCCGGGAGGCAGAGGUUGCAGUGAGCCGAGAUCGUGCCACUGCACCUGAGCAUGAGUGACAGUGAGACUCUGUCUCAAAGUAAUGGCAAAAACCACGAUGACUUUUGCACCAACCUAAUAAUUUAGGAUUUUUCUGCCAUUUUCAUUUAACUGAAGAGCCCAUUUGAAUUGUGAAGGGAGCUCUUGAAAAAAUUGGCUACUCUUUGCCACUGCUUCUCUGUGAAUCAAGGGCUUACUCAAUGCAGAAAUAAAGUGGAUGUUGAGACCAACUACGAUUUCAUCUACAAGCCGGGCAUGGCACCUCAUGCCUAUAAUCCCAGCACUUUGGGAGGUUGAGGCAGGUGGAUCACCCGAGGUCAGGAGUUCUAGACCAGCCUGACCAAUAUGGUGAAACCCUGUCUCUACUAAAAAUACAAAAAUUAGCUGGGCGUAGUGGUGCGCACCUGUAGUCCCAGCUACUUGGGAGGCUGAGACAGGAGAACUGCUUGAACCCAGGAGGCAGAGGUUGCAGUGAGCUGAGAUGGAGCCACUGUACUCCAGCCUAAGUGACAGAGUGAGAUUCCAUCUCAAAAAAAAAAUAUUUCAUCUACAAAUUCUGAUUUUAAAUAUCUGUGUCUAUCUCGACAGCCUCAGCGAGAAUCAAUUGUUUUGUAGGUAAAUCCUAAUUUGAACAUUGGACAUAACUUUUACUAAUAAAAUGCUACACCAAAUCAUUGCUUAUAUUGGGGAUUUUCAUGGUGUUUAUUCAUUUGAAAAAGAGUGUGAUCGCUAAGAAAGUUUGACAGUUGGCUGGUCAAUGCUUGUAAUCCCAACACUUUGAGAGGCCAAGGCAGGAGGAUCACUUGAGUCCACGAGUUUGAGACCCCAUCUCUACAAAAAAAAAUAAUUUUUUAAAAUUAGCUGUUGUUGGAAAUAGAUGGUUGGCGCCACAACGAAAAAUUAGCACUGAGACAAAGAAUUUUUCAGCAACAAAAUCUUUACCUCUUGGACUGCAGGAAGGGUACUCUCACUAACCAUCUCAGAACAAGAGUACAAUGAACAAAGGAAAACAUAAAUUUACUCCUUACGCAUUUGGGGUCGUCCUUACUGCUGUGUCUGAUCUCCGUUGGCUGGAGCCAGACCUCACAAUCUAAACUGAUUGGCUAAUAACUUAAAACUUUUCUAGGCCGGGUGCGGUGGCUCAUGCCUAUAAUCCCAGCACUUUGGGAGGCCGAGGUGGGUGGAUCACGAGGUCAAGAGAUCGAGACCAUUCUGGUGAACAAGGUGAAACCCUGUCUCUACUAAAAAUACAAAAAAAAUUAGCUGGGCAUGGUGGUGCGUGCCUGUAGUCCCAGCUACUCGGGAGGCUGAGGCAGGAGAACUGCUUGAACCCAGAAGGCAGAGGUUGCGGUGAGCUGAGAUCGUGCCAUUUCACUCCAGUCUGGGUAACAACAGCGAAACUUCAUCUCAAAAAAAAAAAACAACUUUUCUUUCUUUUUUUUUUUUAAAAAGAAGGGGAAAAAAAGAAAAAGAGGGAAAAAGGAAUAUUACUUCAUUCCUAAAAUGGGUUUCAGUAAUGGCCGAUCAAUAUUUUGAGUGUUUAAAGUGGUUAAUGCAUAUUUUAUGUGUUUAAAAUGGAGACCUCUAUUGUGUUUAUUUGUUCUGGCUCUGAGUUCAAGUCCUGGAUAUCGUUAUCAAUUUGUUGUCUCGUUGAAUCUAAAUCUCAUUAUGUGUCUUAUGUAUCUGGGUGUUAAGAUCUCUUAUUGUUACAUUAAUCCUUUUACCCUUGCAUCCUUGUAGCUUUGAAAUCUAUUUUAUUAAAUGUGAGAAUUGCAA
Callithrix jacchus (white-tufted-ear marmoset) is the source of this 9699-nucleotide messenger RNA. It is a transcript of the gene NWD1, whose product is annotated as NACHT and WD repeat domain containing 1. Lineage: Eukaryota; Metazoa; Chordata; Mammalia; Primates; Cebidae. Gene Ontology annotation, molecular function: protein binding. The record is from RefSeq and is a predicted model, not a curated record.